AUGUCUGAGAACGUUGUUGGACUCAACGUCCAGAAGGUCGUCGAGCCUGAUGUUGACCAGGCCGGCCGCACCGAGAAAGAGCAAGUUCAGAUCGAUGCUGAGUCUCAGACAAACUCACUCGAUGAACCAAGCCGUGUUGUCGAUGAUGAAGCCUACCCGCCUCCAACUGUCGAGGAGCGCUCGACGCUGCGCAAGGUCCACGAUUCGAUCCCUCUAACAGCAUGGUCGCUUUGCGUUGUAGAGAUGGCCGAGCGAGCAUCCUUCUACGGUGUCAAGGCCGCGUUCAACAACUAUCUCCAGUUUCCACUCCCCGAGGGCGGUCCUGGUACCGGAGCCAUCAACCCUGACAAGCCCAACUCUCACGCAGGUGCUCUGGGCCUUGGCCUCCGCACUGCCUCGGCACUGGGUCUUCUGUUCACCUUCCUGGCAUAUGUUAUUCCCAUCUUCGGUGCCUGGAUUGCAGAUGUCAAAAUCGGUCGGUAUCAGGCCAUCGGAUGGGGUGUCUUCAUCGGCGGUGUAGCACACGUUAUCAUGGUUGGCGGCGCUGCACCAGCCCUGUUACAGGCUGGAAAGGGUGUCGCUCCGUUCCUUGUCAGUUACUUCCUUCUUGCUAUCGGUGCUGGUAUCUUUAAGCCCAAUGUCGCACCGACGGUCAUCGAUCAAUACAAGCACCAGAAGCAGUACACCAAGGUGCUCAAGUCUGGGGAGAAGGUUAUUGUUGACCCCGAGACUACCAUUAGCCAUAUCAUGUUGAUCUUCUACGCCUUCAUCAACGUCGGUGCAUUCUUCUCGAUUGCGGUGGUCUACAUUGAGAAGUACCACAGCUUCUGGCUGGCAUACCUUGUCCCUGGCAUCGUCUACUUCUUGCUCCCAAUUCUGCUGGCUGCCACAUACAAGCGCACCAUCAAGCUUCCACCUCAGGGAUCUGAUCUCAACCGAUUCGUCAAGAUCACCGUCGAUGGGAUCAAGGCCAGCAAGGGAAACAUCUUCGCCAAGAACUUUUGGCAUAACGUUGAGCCUAGCACCCUCUACAGCGAGCGAGGCGUUCGCGUGAGCUAUUCCGAAAAGGACGUCGAUGAUGCGCGGCGUACCUGGCAGGCUGUCCAGAUUUUCCUAUACAUCCCCAUCUGGUACAUGAACGACGGAGGAGUUGGCAACGUCCAGAGCAACCAAGGAGCCGCCAUGACCUCGGACGGUGCCCCGAAUGACUUGCUCAGUCACUUUAACCCCCUUGCCAUCAUCAUCUUUUCGCCAUUUAUGGCACAGGUUGUCUACCCUUUCCUGAAGCGCAGGGGAAUCAAGUAUGGACGUAUCAGCCGCAUGACGACUGGUUUCAUUCUUGCCACCAUCUCUUCUGUUAUCGGUGCACUUGUCCAAUGGCGUGUGUACGAAACCAGCCCUUGCGGUUACAACGCCAGCGACUGUGACGGUGUUUCCCCUCUAUCGAUCUGGUGGCAGAUUCCCAACGUCGCUCUCGGUGCCAUGUCGGAAAUCUUCGUCAACGUAACUGCUUACGAGCUUGCGUACGCUCGCGCACCAGAGCACAUGCGGUCGACCGUUGUCGCACUCUUCCUCUUCAUGACAGCGCUGAGCAGUGCAAUGGGCCAGAUACUGCUUCCAUCCAUCGCUGAUCCUACCCUGGUGUGGGCCUGGGCUGCUCCCGGAAUUGCUCUCGCCGUUCAGACGGUCAUUUUCUGGGUCAGACAUCGCCACCUGAAUGACGAUGUUUUCAUGACGUACAAGGAAGACUUCCAGAGCGUCACCUCUGCGGAGAGCAAGAGCAUUGAGAAGGAAGAGAAAUAA
Colletotrichum truncatum is the source of this 1803-nucleotide messenger RNA. RefSeq names its product MFS peptide transporter. NCBI's taxonomy places the organism in Eukaryota, Fungi, Ascomycota, Sordariomycetes, Glomerellales, Glomerellaceae. The record is from RefSeq and is a predicted model, not a curated record. Gene Ontology annotation, biological process: transmembrane transport. Gene Ontology annotation, cellular component: membrane. Gene Ontology annotation, molecular function: transmembrane transporter activity.